CAAAGAAUUAAGCAUUUUAGGUGGGUUAUACUCGGGCGUGAGCUAAAAUGAGAAAUAAUGUAAAGUAUUGAUUUUUUUUUUGUACGUUUGACCCUUUUGGUUUAGUAAACUCGUCGCGUAGUUUUUUAUAAGCAAUUAAUGACUAUUUCAUAAUUUACUUUGCUUAUGUACGAUUCAUUACUGUUUGUUAUAUAAUUUGUGUAUAAUAAUUGUACUGCUGCCGUCACUGGAGAGCGUAAUAUUGUGAUGAAACUGAGCCGAAGCCUUUCUAAACUAUGUAAACGGAAUGUGAAAAGGAAAAUGAAUGCAGUUCAGGAGUCCAUAGGUACAGAAUUGACGAACGAUUGAUUUGGAAGGUAUCUAUUUACACUUACUUUGUGGUAAUAAUUAGUAUCCUUCCACGAUAGUAGCUAACCCAAUAAUUUACGUACUGCUUAUGCCACGCUGAGAUAAUAUCUAAUAAUCUAAUAAUGAUAUAGAACUUUUUUUUCUAUAAUGGUUGAAAAACAACUAGGUUUUCUAGUACCUACCCAUAAUUUUUAAAAAAAUUCCAAGGCUCCAUUUAUCGAUUGUCAAUAAUAUAGAUAUAGGCUAGUGGUUCCCAACGGGAGCGAUAACGACCCCCAUGCUGGAGAACUUGUUUUCAGUAGUAGAGGGGUAGCGGUGGAUGUGUUAUCGUAUAUUAUGCUCCAUUCGCGGAACGAAAAUAAGUUCUAUUUUGGCUAUUCGAUUUGCAUUUUUUUUUAUCAACAAAGAACACUUCUUAAGUGUAAUAUUUCAAUUGUUUUUUCAAUUUCGUAAUUAAGCAGCCCCUCCUCUUUUUCCAAUACCCUUAAUUCGGUGAUUUUCACAUAGGGGGCGUUGAAAAAUAUUUUGCUCCUCGAGCGGUAACUUUAAAAAGAAUGACAAACACCGGUAUAGGUAAGAUAUUUUAAGGAUAUGGAAGUAAUAAUAAUUGAUACAGAUUGCUGUCAAUAUAAUAUUUCUAUGUUACGUAUUAGACACAUCCAAUAAAACUGUUAUCGUGUUUUACCUUUGUACCUAACUCAUAUCGUCAUCUACAUGCCGACCUAGCGAACUUUACAAUAUUUUUUUCGUCUAAAUUUAGAUUUCAUAUCUACGUCCUUUCCGUUGAGUUUUUACCCUUCAAGUGCUGCGUCUCUUUUCCCAGUCAUCCAGAAAAAUCGAGAAUUUUCGGACUCUGUUCUCGUAGCAGACUACAAGAACUUACUAAAACUAUUAUAUUUUUUAUUGAUUUCAAGUGUUGAAUUUCAAUAACAAAUUUAACGUUGAACUACUUUGUUUUUUGUAAUUUCGGACACGUAGAGGUUUUUAUUCGAAAAAUGAUUCGAGGAACUUCGCUCAGAAUCGUUCUUCGUUAGCAAUGGUUUAUCUUCGCGUACAAGUUUAAAAAUUAAAUAACCCCGUGUACCUUCCCAACCUUCCACCUACAAUAGUCAUCCGUCAUCUGCUGGUCAUCUCUUUUAUUUUAUACAGCUAAGUACUUUAAAAGAAAACGGAAAUUCAAUAAAUUAAUUAACGACACAAUAUUUUAGUAUCGAAUCAAUGGAAUACCUACAAUAAUAUUGUAAAUUUGUCCAUCGACGUGUGGACACGUACAAGUCUUUAUUAGAUAUUUUACUUUGGUGAAAAAUAAAAUUUUGUAAAAAGCCACGACCCGAGGGUAAAACCGCCACUGUCGUUACCUUGGUACUGGAACAGUGUACCGGACGGGGUAGAUAUUCGACCAAGUCGACGAAAGUUAUACCUACGCGCACUCGGGUCGAGGUUCUUGUAACUACGCGUUAUAUAAUUUAAACUACCAGUAGGCAAUUACAAUACUAACGUAAAUAACCAGCGGUCACGUUGAAUUUGUUUGGGUUCAAAAUGUCAAAAUGGUUGUACGACGCAAUAAUUGAGUAGGCGUAGGCACGCGGUACGUCUGCGGCCUACCUUGUGCAAGGCAAAUUCGCCCGUAAAAACAAGAGAAAACGGGUAAAGGGCUCGAAACCGAGAGGCCCGGUGAUGCACGCCAAUCUCAAAAUCUUCCGCCCGUAUAGUUCGAAUAUUUGAAUUUGCGCACCACACGCGUCCAAUAAACAAAUACCGAUACACGAGAUCCGGAACUCGCCAACGCCCGCAUCAGUACCUCUCUCUCGGCGCACUCGGUAAUGUGCCUCUUUAAAUCUAUCAGAGCCAUAAAAUAGGUUUUUCGUCUCUAUACUUAUCCGCGUCCUGUCUCGCGCCAAAACAACAAGAACGCCGGCUGAAUCGUCAAUUUCCGUAGCACUAUACCCAAGGAUUUAAAAAAAAAAAAAAUACAUUAUCAUUUCUACUAUAAAAAAAUUUUUUUUUUUUUAUCAUCAAUAAUCACAAACAAAGUUAUACGACUAUUAUUAUAUUUUCACGGAACAAAAAUGAAACGAAUUGAACUUAUUGUUCAUUAAUAAGUAACCGAUUUUUAUAAUAGACAUAUUUUUAUUUAUUUUUUUUUUUCUAUUCAAUAGUUACGAAGAAAAUUCUACGCUACAGUAUACUUUUGGGAUGCUACGACUGUGUGUCGAUUGUAAAAUGCCACGAUUAACAAUAACCUCGAAUAUUUCGCACCGGUUAUUUAUUGUCUAGACCAAAUAUUUUCGACAUAAAUCAUAUUGCCUGGAAAACAACUAUCUAGAUACUACACUGCACUGAUAGUAAAAUGUCACGGAUAACAAUUUCCACGAAUGUUUCUGGUCGAGGAAACUGUUAUUCGUGACAGUUUAAUGUCUAUUAAUUGAUUUGAUACCGAUUUGUUUUUAACUAUAAUUUUAAAUGAUAUUUUCAAAUUAAUCUGUAAGUGUAUAUAAUAAAAAUAAAACGAACUGAUUGAUCUAUAUACGCGCAGCUCAAACCGCUGGACAGGGCUGGAAUUCGACACACAGAUAUGCAGCUAAGCUAUUAUGACGUAGGCAGAAAGGAUUUUUGAACACUCAACCCCUAAGGUGAUUAAAAUGUGUUAAAAGGGGUAAAAAUGGCAAACACCUAGCAGCGUAGCGGCAACUGGUAUUUUAACUUUCAUCGAAUUUUUACACUUCAAUUGUUUUUUUUACUCUCAUUUAUGAUCAUAAACCACCGAGCGUUGAUAAGAAAUCGAGGUAGUUGUCAAACGAUAACGAAGCAGUUGCUCGUCACUACAGAUGUGAUCUGUUACAUUGUUUGUUGUAAAAAUGAAUGUUCCAGAUACAGUGGACGUUCCAGACAACCACUUUGAUAGCAUCCAAAUGUUUGAUUUCGAGGUGGUUGUCAACAACGGAAGCAGUCGCUUUUCGAUGCAGUCGCGAUCUCCCGAUAAUCCCCAUAUGGAAAAUAAUGAGUUUAUUUAUUGAUAUUAAUUAUUAAUCUAAUAAUUGGACGACGUAUUGAUAUAAUAUUGAAAGGAAAAAAAAAUUAAAAUUAAAAAAUGGAAUAAUAAUUACAAAAUAAUGAUGAAACGUUGAAAAAUGUUUGCGACUCCCGUGAUAUUAUAUCGUCGGAUUAUAAGAUUAAUAAUAUCAAUAAAUAAAUUCAUUAUUCCCCAUGUCGGUUUUAAUUAUAACAUUAUUGAUUAUUUGCGAUAAACGCCUAUGGCGGGGGCAGCCAAUGGCGACAGCACGCAUUUCCCGUCGAAUCAUUUUACAUUUUCACGAUGCAUUUAUCGUCAUGCGGACGGCGGGGCGAUAACGAGCCAGUACGGUACGUUUUUCGCUGGAACGUGUUUUCUUCGAUCAGUCCCAUUAAACGGCGACGACGUUCGGGGAGUUUGACUAGUAGAAAACCGGACCUUCCGCCGCGUACACGAUUGGUUCUCGUUAGUUUUAUCUGCUUGCCUUCCGAAAACUGGACAUUUUCGCGUCCCGAAGAUUCGCCGGGGGACAGCGCGAUAAAAAAGCGGGACUGUCCCGUCCAAAACGGGACGUACGAUCGCCUUGAUUACACCGAACUUCUCAGAUGUUAAUGAUGUCGGACUUUUAAAUGUUUUUUUUUUUUUUCCUCUCUUAUAAUCGUUACCUAUUCGUUUCCCAAAUCUUCAUACCGGGUACUCGUCAAUUUUAUUCGUGAUCUUCAAACUUCUUUCAUAUUUCCUUCCCCGGCCCGUAAAUUUUAUGCAAAUACUACACGUUAUAAUGGUAUCGUAUUAUAUUCCGGACCCCCCGCGGCCCGCGCCGGUUUCCGCUCGGCGAGACUCGGUAAUCUUUUUGAUGUCGAAAAUAACAACUGAUAUCGUAUAGGUUACAUAAUAGUUGAAUGUAUUACAAAUGUUCUGUUCAAAUCGCCUAUAUGUGUGUGUACAACCGUUUGAUUUUGAAUCGCGUGUUCGUUACAUUUACCAUACGGUUUAUCGUGCGGCGCGUAUAAACAGUUGACGCGAUAAUGUCUGCAAAAACGCACACCGGUAUUCGUUGUCCGUGUACCUAAACAGCCGUUCUCCCGCCCCGAUACGAAUCCGUUGACGACAUCGCGGAAUUUCCGAACGCAUUGUUCCGCCGGGCGCUGCGGAGGGUUCUUAUCGAAAAUUUCUCGUUUAUUUGCCGCGCGCGCGUAGACGACGGGCCGGCCACGAUGUUGUUACCGAUAUCGUCCGCGUUGUGAUAUUAUUACCGUUAUUAUAACGACGACGAAAUACGGCGAGGGACGGAACGACGGUUCCGUAAUAUCGCGCGCUACGCCGCGGCACUGCCUGUCUGCUAUUUAUAGCUCUCGCGGCGAAGAGCAAUAAAAUGUUACGUUGUUGUUGUUGUCGUUGUUGUUGUUGUAACGAAAACAAUAAAUUAUUGGCCGACGGCCGUACAGGAUUGGUGAUUUCCGUCGCGAUUUCCCGCGCCGUCACGACACCGUUGCCAUUAUCGACCGCGGGUGUAUCAUGAACGUAUGUUCGCUGGGAAAACAAAUUUACGGUAUCGACCUCGAGUGCACGUAUCGGUCGAUCACCGAUUUUAGCAACGCGUAAGUACCGAUAUAGUACCUAACCUACGUAAUAUACUACACGCACAAUUGUUUCACGUUUAGAUUUCCUUACCCCCCCCCGUUCCGCGCGCGUUUUAAUAUUGUAAGAUAUUAUUUGUACGUGUCGAUUUGUCGCGUGUUACACCCGCGGGGGAGUGCCCGGUUUCAGGGGUUCAAACCGCCCUCUAAAUUGCCUCCUUAAUUGUUAACCUUGUUAUUGGUUUUUAAAAAAAAAGUCUGCGAUCUGCGACAGCAUAACGACCUUUUUCGAGUUUUAACGUCGCAUAAAAACUACCUGUUAAAACCGAUUCGCAGGAUUAGCUUUUCUAAUCAAUCCAUAAUGACAUGCCGGUAGACCCAGACGAAGUAGUUUCAAAAUUUACUUAAUCUUCAAACAGAACGUAAUGCACACUAGUAUAAAUUACGAAAAGUAUUGGUUUCUAAAAAUUUGUUUAUUUUAUUAUUAUUUUUUACACUUUAUACGUGCGCUAAUAUUUUUAUUUACAGUUAUUUACAAGUUUAGAUAUUACUGGAUGAACGUCUGGGCUAGCUUGGAAGCAUACUUCAGUAGUAUUAUUGUUCUUGAGUUCGGAAGAUGUUAAAUUUGAAUAUUUAUUGUACCACGAAUCUAAUUCUCCGUUUAAAAUAUAAUCAUUUAAAUCUGAAUCGUUGCAUUCAUUAUAUCCUGAUAGGUUUCUACUAAUUGUUUGAAUUUACCUUUAAUAUCUUCAGAUAUUUUCAUUUCUAUCUUAGGUAAAAUACAAUCAAAAUUAUUCAAAACAAUUCUGUGCGAUAUAAAUCUUUCGUUCAAUUGGUCUAAACAAUUAUCUAUAAAAGGUAUGAAUACUUAAAAAAAUAUUCUAGAUCAUUUGAUUUAAAUUGACGUGGCAAACUAACAGUAAUAUCAAAUUUUCCACAGACAUUCAUUACGGAUAAAAAUAACUGUUAAAAAUCUACAUCAUAAUUUUCUCUUAUAUCCUGAAUAUUAUUUUGAACAUUAGCAGCUUCUAAUGCAGUUUUUAAAUAAAGAUUUACUAUUUGAAAAUAUCAGCUAAGUAUUAUUAUAAUAUACACACUACACUAGACUGGACUUGAAUAUUAUUAAAUUGCAUUAUUUGUGUAAACUGUUAAGUGCAAUAACACUUUAUUCUUUUUUCAAACUAUUGGAAUUUUUUUUUUUAUUUCGAAGACAUUUCGGGUGGGGGGUAACCACCUCCUAACAUACGCCCCUGCAUACGCCGCUGCACUUAUACAGAUUUUUACCUACCUACUUAUUUUAAUAAUGUAGUUGUAAAUUUGUUACUAACGUUAAAAAAUUUAAAUCACCCCCGAGACAAAAUCCUGGGCUCGCCCCUGAUUACCCGUGUCUUUACGUAUGAAGUGGUGCGCUCUUUUUCGUUAUUUUGUUUUGUCUUUGAUACCGCGAACGGGUAUUCAACUAGACGACUCGAUCCAAUUGCAAAAUGCUCCGACUGUAUCGGUCUUUUUUUUGCUUUUCUAACAUUUUUUUUAGCGUUUUUGUAUCUCGUUGACAGUGGGGGACACAGGGAUUUUCGCGGUGUGACGCUACUUAUACUGACGGAAAUGGGCCGAUGAAAAAUACUGCUAUUGUGUAAUGUACAUGAAGCAUACAUAUUCAAAGUUAUUACAAAAAUACUGUAAUCUAUAUAGGUAUCUUAAUUCGUGGUUUCACAUCAACUAGUAUAAAAUAUAAAAGUACCUACACGUCUGUAGUUGACUUUUCUUUUUUUUCUAACUAUUGGCUACAUUCUGUUUUUGGCUUUCCGUUGUCACUUGGCAUAUAUGUACAAUAAGUACAUAGUAAUUACAUACCAAUCAUAAUUAUUAUUGGAUACCUAUAAAUUCGUUAUGUACAAUUUCCAAAUACUUUACAAUCCGCGUCUGAUAAGUCGACACGACAGUGGCGGCGCAAAUAUGUGUUUGUAUGGUCAACCAAGAUCGUUUAAUUUUAUAAAAUUAUAACAAACAAUUCGCGUGGCAUGGCCAAAUCAUACAUCGCAACUAGUUUGGGCUAUAAUAUUACUGAUAAACGCCGCUGCCCCCUCGCCCAUUUUUAUCGGCGGCCGACGCGGACUGUACCUACCAAGUACCUAUGAAUUAUGAUUUAUAUUACUUAUGUACAAUAAUAAUAUUAUACGAUUUAUUAAAAAUUAAAUAUAAUUUUUGAAGCAAAAUGGAAGCCUAUACAUUAUACAAUAUAGGUAGUGGUAAAGUGAUAUUUAGGUAGACAUAUUUGUAUACAUUUUCCGUAAUAAUGAAUCCGAAUAUAAACUAAUUGUAAUUAUUUUUUAAAUACUUACAAUUAUUAUUGGAAAAUAAACCAGGAAGAAAGGAAGGCAUUAUAAGUAUACCAGAAACAAUACUUUAUUAACACAUCUAAUUAUAUAUUAUAUUUAUUUACACAUUUAUUUUACGAAAUCAAUAAAAAUAAUUAAAAUUAAAACUUCAAUGUUGUUAUUUAAACUCCUCCCUCAUUGUAUUAAGUUCAAAUUCUGAAACUUAAUAUAGGUACCUAAUAGUAUAUGGAAGACCUUUUUUUUGUUAGCACCGUACAUUUUUCUAUUGAAAUUGGAAUAAUGUAAUUCCUGUAAUAGUGUAUUAAAUUUAUAUUUUUUUCUUUAAAAAAUAAGUGGGGGUUCAUGGUGCAUUCAAGGUUAAGGUAAUUUUUUCGUUGGAUCUUGGAUAUGUUCAUUAUAUUUUUCCCGAGCUGGUUAGAUCAUACCUACCCGCCCCUGCUCGUUGAUGCAUUGGGGUGAUCGUUUUGUUUUUAUUCUCGCGUACUUCUCCCAAUAAUGGGUAAAACCGAGUAAAGAAAAAAAAAAUCGGGAUUAUCAAUUUCGCUUUAAUUCAGUAUAGCGUGGGUAAUGAUAAUGACGGACAACAAUAAAUACUUUUAUUUUUAUCAAAAGUAUCGGACUAGUAUAAUAGCCCACUGAUGGUGAUAGUUUCAAAUAAUUAUUAUAUAUUAACAAUUUAUACAACGGCGGUGUACAUUAUUUUAAAAAUAUUUUGUUUCUCAUCAAUUCUUCACGACUAUUUUGAAUUUUAAAGUUUUUUUUUUUUUUAUAUUAUUAUUUAUGUGUGAAAGGGCACUAAAGUAAUGUUUUUCUCCGUGUAUAUAAAUGUUUGAAGAAUUUGAUAUUCAACACUCGCCAGAUCCAUCAUAGGAAAAUAAAAAGACGCACUGGCGCCGAAGUUUUAAAAAUGCAGUCGAGCAAAAUACGUUUCAAGAGGCCCCAAUCACUAAACAUAGCCAAUUUUGUAUCCAAAAUUAUGGUUUGUAUUUCUGUAAUGAAGUAUUCAUUCAGUUUGGCUGCCAAAACUGCCCCAAAAUAAAGCGGCCCAGUACUUAAUUUUUAAAAAAAAUGCGAGCCAAGGCCCGACCUCAACAUUAAGUUCGGCACCCCUACAUGGGCGUGCUGUUAGUGGGAAGUCGAUAAGGUAUAGUAUUCGUAAGGUUAGCAAUUUAAUUCAUAUUUGUACGCAUUAAUAAAUUACUGUAUACGAAAAACGAUUCUGAGUUUAAAAAACUGAAAAUUAUUAAUUUGUAAAGACAAAAUUAAUUUUGUCGAUGUUUUUUUCCCCCAAUUACUAGGUAAACUACAAUGAAAAUCAUAAAAUGACCUCCCAAAUCCCAAUGCACCAACUAUACUUCCUAUACUGUACUUACAAAAUGUGCUCCCACAAACUACUUCUAUAGUUAAAAAAGAUAAAAUAAUAAUAAAACAAAAGAAAGCACACACACAUCUUAGUAACAUCAAUAUUUUAGAUUCAGAAUAUAGUGUAAAAUUUACUGGUUGUACAAAGAUGUUUAUGUUUUUUUUUUUUUAUACUGUGUACUAAAUUUUUACCAAAAAACUUGAUUCGAUCCAAAAUAUCAAAUAUAGCACCUUUUCGGAAAGAGAAUUUUCUGGAGUGGUACUUUAAGAAGGUCAUUUUUUGAUUUUCCUACGAGUUUUCCCAGUAAAAAGACUAAAAAUAGGAAAAUAUACAAAAUAUUGGUAUUAGUAAAAAAAUAUUACUGCCAUUUUUUUCUUGUGUACAACUUUUCUAUACUAGCAAUUGUGCUCCAAUUUACAAUGAUAGCAGUUUUUUGAAAGUAAUACUAUUAACCGAACUCCGCUCAGAAUUGUUUUUCAUUAGCAAUGAUUAAUCGUUGCGUACAUAUAUACAUUAAAUGUCCCCUCUACCUUCCGAACUUUUGACCUACAAUAAUGACCCAUCCUUCUGCGUAGUAUGUCAGUUUUAUUUUUUAGUUAAAAAUUAACAAAAUAACAAAGUUUCGUAAUAAGAAUCGGGUUCUGUUUGCAACAUAAUUCACCCUCGAAAUCAAAUUCGCCCACCGUGCUGAGUGCUGAGUUUCUAUGUCGAUGAAAAUUGGGUACAAUAUUCUAUGGCAUUGUUAAUACUAUUCAUUGUCAAAAGAAAAAAAAAAUCUAUAUUAAUACGGUCCACUAACCUAUUAAACGUCACUAAUUUUGGGCGACUGCCAAUAAUUAUUUAUAGUAUUGUGUAAGCUUUAAACUGAAUAAAAAAAAAAUAAAAAUAAAAAAUAUAUUUGACAUGCUCCGCAAAAUCAUGACGGCGACUUUCGGCAUCGGUCAAAUUUUGCACUGGAACGACAGGAAUCUAAUCGAGUUCCCCGAAGAUUUGAAACGGUACAAAGAUCAAGUGUAUCAACUUUACAUCAAAAACAACUUCAUUGAAAAGCUAGUAAGUUCAAGCUGUAUUUUUAUUAAUAAUUCAGUGCGUACCUAUCAAGUGACGUCGUGAUCAUAUUCCAAGCCAGGGGCGUGUAUGGCCGGGGUUUGAUUCCCGCAUCGCCUUUUAUUAUUAUUAUUACUAUUUUAGAUAUUUAUUGCAAAAUUGUUGUGUUCACUGGGGGCCCCAUUGCCAUUAUGUUGUCACAUGCAAUUUUGACUUUUUAAUCUGCAGUCCAAAUCAUAUAAAUACAAAUCGAUUUUUAUUAGAAGUUGAUAUUUUUUUUUUCAUAAAUUUUCUAAACCAAGGGUAACAAAGUUUUAAAUUGUUCAUAUAGUAUUCCGGCAUCCAGAUGCCCCUCAAACAUCUGCUGCCCGGGGCAAGUGCCCUUAAAACCCUCCGUCAAAUACGGCCCUGGUUAAAUAUAUAAUCGUGAUUUUAGUUGUGAGUGAAAAAAAUUAAUCAAAAAUGAAAUCUUGUAGUAAUUGCGAAAAAAAUAAAAACUGCUAAAAUAUGCAGGGGAUACGAGAAAAUAUGUCUUUGGGGGAGUUGCUACCAUCUCACAUAUUUCCUAGAUGUCAUCUCCGAUCCUAACCCCUCUAUUUAAAAAUCAUGUAUACGCUACUGUAUCAAACCCUACAAGUAAAAUAAAAUGUAUCCAUUUCCUCUCCCAACCCGAAUUACAUUUCUUGGGCCAAGCAAUUGCAUUGAGGAAAUAUCGUUCACCGCGUCACUGUAUCUACUGCCGUACCUAUAUUAUAUUGUUUAAUUUUAGUAUAUUAUUUGUCGUUCAUAAGUCAUAAUUUAUUAUUGUGUGUGUCUGUUUCUGAAAUCAUAUAAUAUUGUGUUUAUUAUUUUAUUUCUUAGCCAAGAUGGAUAAACAGUAUGGCGAAACUGACCCACAUUUACUUGGGAAACAACAAACUGUCGAGUUUUCCCGAAGAAUUGACUCAGUUGAUAGGUUUGGAAGUGUUAUGCGCGCCUUGCAACUUUAUAACGCAUAUCCCUCCCGCGUUGUCAACACUCAAGCGACUUACACAACUUAACUUGUCCCGUAACAUGAUAAAAAACGUCCCUUCCGGUAAGUAACUUUAUUUAAAAAAAAAAAAAAACAAUUUAUCCUUUGGUAUUAACCUAUGUGUAUUCUAACUUGAAUGAUUAUUAUUACAAUGUCAUUGAUACACGUAUGUUUUGUUCUUUUCGCAAAUAAUAACGUGAAGAAAUCGUCAACAUGCAGUCUCUGUGGUUACUGGAUUUAUCCCACAACGAAAUCGAAACUUUACCGGAAAUCUACCCCGAACAGUUGUAUUUGGGUGAAAUAUAUUUGAACGGCAACAGACUAAUUUGCGUACCAGAUAAUUUGGCUCGUUUGAAAAAUAUCGAAUAUCUAUCACUCACCCACAACAAUCUUUUGUACGUGCCAGCGGUAAUCUUCAGAGAGGAAGCAACAGUCAAAGUGGAUCAUAAUCCUUUUUUGAAUUAUGUGCCGUUGAAUAUUAAGUAGAUACCUACUAACAAAUUUCAAAAUCAAUAGUUUACUGGUUUUUGGUUAUUUUUUUUUUUAGAGCUGACAAUUGCGGUACUCAAAGUUUUUUAGAAGUUCAUAAGUUACCAAAUAUAACGCUGACGUGCAACGAUCACAAAUUAAUUAUAUCACCAAAAAUCAAACAAAUAUUUAGUGUUCGAGGAACAGCAGUUCACUGUCCCUCGUUAAAAGAAUUCGCUCUCAGGGUUCUGUACGUUUGGAAGACUCCAUUUUCUCAAGAACAUAUCCCUAAACAUUUACACGAUCAAUUAUUAUCCGGGCCAGUCUCUUCUUGUAUGCAUUGUUUAAGGCCCAUGUUUACAUACAGUUACAUAUGUUUAAUAAAACAUGAGUAAGCCAUCAUAUUUUAAAAUUGUCUACCAAUAAAUAUACCAAGUACUUGGUAUAUAAUAAAUUAAAACAUAUUAUUUUAUCCAUUAUGGCUAUACACUAUACAUUUAUGUAUAUGAAUUAUAGAUUAUAAACUACCAUUUCUAUAAUAUGUGCCGAAAAUUACUUUUUUCAGUUUUUGUGUUAGACUAUAAUCAGUGCUUGAAUUUGGGGGGGAGCUGGGAAGACCGAGAACCACUUAUUUUUUUUUUUAUUAAUGUUUUAGCGUACCACUUCUAAUUUUUCUUUAUGGUCUUAAUUCGGUCGAAUUCAAUAUAAGGGACACUAUUUUUUUUCGGCAUCAUAAUACCGCUUAUUUUAUUUUUCCAAUUCAAGCACUGGUGCUAAUACGUAUUUAUACAAUAAUUAAACAAUAUACUCUUAUUCAAAACUCAAAUACAACUAUGUCGUUAUUUUGAUUAACUGUUUUUAUUUUACAGGUCACAAACUUAUUUUAAUAUUCAAUAUUUCUGUUCUAAACCGUGUUAUGGAGCAUUAAAACAAUUCUUACAAAUUCGUUAUCAAAAUGAAAUUAUUUUACAAGAAAUGGAUUUCACUACUAAACCAUAUGGAUAUUUACCACCCUAAUUGUAUUUUUUUUCUUAUGUACCCAUUGGCAAUUCUGUUUACCUUUUUUAUUUUCUGUUUCCUAAUGUUUUAAUUUUUU
Messenger RNA from Cinara cedri, 12266 nucleotides. The record is from the annotation of a GenBank genome assembly. Lineage: Eukaryota; Metazoa; Arthropoda; Insecta; Hemiptera; Aphididae.